AAAAGCUGCCGGGCGGCAGAGCGCCUUUAAACGCAAAGUGGUCGGAACCGCCGGAGCAGCAAAUGACAGCUCCUGCUCUGAAGCAGGCGAGCAAAGGAGGCAAAUGAAGCUCCUAAUGAGCACGCCGGAUACCGGUGGUGAUUUGCGUGGGCUUUAUUUAGGUGGCUGCGAACUGUUCGAGGGCGAGUGAACGUUACCAGAGGGAAGCGAUGAAAUAGGGAGGCGGGCGGGCGGCCGGAGUGGAUGUGCUACAUUGCCAUGGCGAGGGGACUGCUUCCCUGGGCCUCCCUGAGGAAGAUCUGCGGCAGUCACUACUACAUCCAGCAACCUGUCUGGUUUCACUACCUGAUGUGCCAAUAUAUUCCAGUACUCAAUAUGACAAAGGCCCGCUUGCCAUGUGUACGUGUCAAGUAUCUCUUCUUCUCGUGGCUUGCUGUGUUUGUUGGGAGCUGGGUGGUGUACGUACAAUACUCCGCUUACACAGAAUUGUGCCGAGCUCACGAUUGCAAGAAAAUAAUUUGUGAUAAAUACCAGAAAGGAAUUAUUGAUGGAUCAGCAUGUGGCAGUCUGUGUGAUAAAGAUACACUUUACUUUGGCAAGUGCCUGUCUAAUAAGCCGAACAAUCAGGUAUAUAAAGGAGUAUGGGAUGAGUCACAGAUAGUAUUAAAGUGUAAGCUUGAAGAACUUCUCCACUUUGAUUUAGAUUCUAACAUGGAACCAAGGAAGGAGAUGAACUUAUUUGACCAGCCAACUAAGGGCACUUCCAUGGAGGAGUUUCGAAAAAUGGUUUACAAUCUCUUGAAGGCAAAGCUCGGUGAUCAGGCAAAUCUUCAGGAAUUACUAAAAUUGGUUGUCACCGUAGCAGAUGGAAAUAAAGAUGGCCACAUCUCUCUUGCAGAAGCAAAAUCUACUUGGGCAUUGCUUCAGCUUAAUGAGUUUCUGAUUACAGUAAUUCUACAAGACAAAGAACACACACCAAAAUUACUUGGAUUCUGUGGAGAUCUUUAUGUAACAGAAAAAGUCCACUACAGUUAUCUCUAUGGUCUCACUAUUCCUUGGGUUUUGGAAUUUUUCAUUCCCUCUGGUUUGAGGCGCAGUAUGGAUCAAUGGUUUACUCCUUCUUGGCCCAGAAAAGCGAAGAUUGCAAUAGGACUUUUAGAAUUUGUUGAGGAUGUUUUCCAUGGAACAUAUGGCAAUUUCCUUAUGUGUGACCUGAAUGCAAAUAAUGUUGGUUAUAAUACUAAGCAUGACUUAAAAAUGAUAGAUAUGAGAAAAAUUGUACCAGAGGUUAGUUUUAGACAACUUAUUGGUGGUCGCCACUGCGAGACUGAUGUAGAUUGUGUCUAUGGCACAGACUGCAGGACAACAUGUCAUCAAAGCAAAAAGCAAUGCACCACUGAAUUAGAUCAGCCAAACCUGACUAAGGUCUGCACAUUGUUGAAAGAUUACCUUUUAAAUGGUGCUCCUUCGGAUGUGAGAGAAGAACUGGAGAAGCAGCUUUACUCCUGCAUAGCCCUCCGAGGAACUGCCAGCCAAAUGGAAAUGGAACACUCCUUAAUAUUGAACAACCUAAAGACAUUGCUGUGGAAAAAGAUUUCUCAUACAAAAGAUUCCUAAACACUCCUGGAAGAACAGAAUUCUACAGUAUCAAUUGAAUAUCAUUGAGGGAAGAAACCAUUUUUUGUGAAGGUUUUGUUUUUAGUUUGCCCAUUGAGCACAUUAAAUCAUAUUGCUUAUAAAAUUAAAGGGAAAACCACUAGAGAUUUUUAUUUAAUUUAAUGGUUGUAAAUUUGGCUGAUUUUCUUUUAGAGGGUGGAAACAAAAACCUGUAUUGCAGCAUGAUGACUUUUGUAUGGUUUUUAACCACAGUUUGUAGCAUGACUAUUAAAUCAACUCAAGAUCUUGCUCAGCCUUAGUUAUGUUGAUGCUAAACUGGAAAAAAUACUAAAUCUAUGGACUACUUCUUCUAUGGUAGACAAUUUUUAAAUGUGUCUAAAUUGCAAUGGAAUAUGAAUGCAAUUUAUUUUUAAAUUGUUAAUUGAGCACUUUAUAUUCGUAUAUUCACUUCAUGAAAUCCUGUGUGAUGAGGGUACAGUAUUUAAGAAAUGUUUGUGUCCAUAAAUGGCCAUUAAUUUUUUUAGGUCAUUUGUUCAAAAGGUAAUUUUUUUGCAUUAAAGUAAUUUUUAAAAACUCAUUACAUGAUUACAUUUUUUUAACGUAAGUGUAAUAUGUAUUAACUUCCAUUCUCAUUUUCACUUAACCUUCCUUUUUAUAAUGCAGUUUGU
This is a messenger RNA of Hypanus sabinus (Atlantic stingray), 2285 nucleotides long. RefSeq names its product divergent protein kinase domain 1A-like. Lineage: Eukaryota; Metazoa; Chordata; Chondrichthyes; Myliobatiformes; Dasyatidae. Bases 244 to 1617 code for a protein of 457 amino acids. The record is from RefSeq and is a predicted model, not a curated record. The transcript is spliced from 6 exons.